AUGGGGGUAGGUUUAUUGUCAGAUGAAUUUGCAAAUGUAUAGCUUACACUAUACAACUCAGGAGAAAUGCCGUAUUUAUAGCCUGUGGUACUUCGGUUGUUGCACGUAUGUACGAGUAUUUGCCUCUCAGCCUGCACUAAAUGAAUAACAAAAAAUUGUGAAAGUUUAUUAAUUAUGAUGCUGUAUGUGUUCUUGUAAUUUAGAUAUCAGUGCCAGAAGAUUACCAGACCUGGUAUGAAACAAUGUGUGCCGAGUUCCCAUCCAGAUUCAGCAGGCUUUUUCAGGGACCUAUCUGGAGUGGACUGCCACCAAAUUUACAAAAAGAUCCACUUACAGUAAGUAUGAUAUUCUAUGAUACAUUGAUUUUUAUUCCUCUUAAGUUGCAUAAUUAUUAAAUCAACAUAAUGAGGCUAGUUUAAUACUUUCACAUACAAUUAAUAAUGUGGUGUUAUUUUGCUAUACAUAAGUGGUUUCAGAACAUCAAUCUCUUCUUUAAGUUUUUAGUCAGACAAAGCCUAUUUGCUAAAAAGCACCCUGUAAGACAUGCGAGGUCAAAAUUUGGUUCCUCUUUCAUUUACUACGGUGCAGUGCUCCAAGAUGCAUCUGUUUUGGUGGCCAUGGUGAUUAGAACAAUAAUUUGGUGACUAAACUUGUAGCAAAAGUCACCAAUUUGGCGACCUGUGUUCGGUCGUCAUGUGCAAAGUGGUCUUUACCAAACAGUAUUUCACGUUUGUUGACUGUGACAUAAGUAAACAUCAACAAAACUAAGGCUUGGAGCACUGCAGUGUAGGUGAUUUUUGAUCUCCUUGUUUUGUCCCCUUGUUUGUUUGCUUUUCUUGCAAUAAUGAUAUGUAAUGUAACUUAAAAUAGAUGUAACAUUUGGAUUAUAAAGAUGUAUAAAUAUUAAUGAAUAAUGCUUUGCUUACAAGGCCAGACUCAAUGUUGCAUCGCCCAGUAUAAUAACUGUCCAGAAGAACAAUGCUUCCUCUGCAUUCUCAGACAAACCAGAAAUACAGGUAUUUAAUGCUACUACUUUGAAAAACAAAUAUUGUAGAUACUGGUGAAAUAUUUUUCUUUCAAAAUGUUGCCUUUCACUUGUAGAAUUUUGAAAAGGUAGAUACAUUUUCAUUUUUUUUUUCACGUUUUAAAUGAAAUGUAAUAUUCAGUCUGGAAUAUCCCUAAAUUUAAGGACAGGGCCAACUGGUCAUGUGACACUUUUCAACCAAUGAGAAGGCGCGCUUGUGUUUAUCAACAAACAAAUCAAAACAUCGCCCCAGUGAUCAAAAAUUUUCAAAACAACAGACGGAGUCGGACAGAAUCAGUCAUCGUUUCGAGGUUCUCAGGCAUAUUUUUAAGACUUUUCAUGAGGCAUACACAAUUUUUUUAAGUGGACAGCGUAUCGGAAGCCAUAUUGGAAGUGUCUCGUGAAAUAUUCAGCACAUUUAGUGGCUUAUUCUUCUUUUAUCUUUUAAACAACGCGAUGUAUAGGAGAGAUGUUGGUCGGCUUUCAAGGUAGGUGAACAACUUGUAUCUAUUAUUUUUUCGAUUCACAGAUUUUUUACGAAGUUCUAGAUAUUUUUCCUCGAUUGUCAUAUCGAUUAACUUUUAUCAUGUUGAAUGUGGGGGUGGCAGACAACCUAGAGUUUUGGUAGACAAUUUUUGAAUUCCGAGGUCCAAAACACGUAGGUUUUCCACUCCCGGGUUUCUCACAAAAGCCGUGUUAUUACUUUUCUUUGCAUAAGUACGAGCCUUUGCCCUUUUUCUUUUCGAGGCCAAAACAACUUUAUUAGUCUUAUGGAUAUUCACGUCCAACAUCUCGCCUCACUUUGCCAAAUUUGCGGGGAUGAAAUUGAAGAUCACAAGCGCAAGGUAGAUACUAACUGCUUUGUUUCUGAAAUUCACUAAUCUGGAAAGAUUUAAUGUUGUUGGAUUCUCCAAAUGUUCAUCCGCCGUUAAAAAACAAUCAAAGAAACAAGGCAAAUCUCAAUUGCCAUGCUGUAUUUUGCUACUCAUUGAACAUGCACUGAUUAUCUGGGAUAAAAUUAAAACGUUGCAGGUACUACAGCAAGUAAGGAAAGCACCAGAUGCGUGAAGUCAACACGAAACAACACAAAAAAACAAACAAGAAAAAUUAAUAAAUUUCAACUACUUUCUAUUCUGGUUAUGAUGACUGGUUCUUUGAUUCUUGUCCUGUAGAAGUUAAUAGGUAGUACCAAUGCUGUUUGUACGAUCUCAACAAAUUUUCACACUCUCUCUAAGGCUAUUUUUACACGGGACGAGUUUGCUUCUAUCAAAAAUCUUGCAAGCCAUGCCAGUGAAGCCAUGACCUCUGCGAUCGGUCCGGAAUCAGUUCGAACACCCCAAUGAUUCCUUGCAAUGAUUAAUGCUCUAUAUUCUCUUACAUGACAUGUUUUCUCUGAAAUAUUAAAUGUGAAACCUAGACGAGUACUGUAAGCUCAUCUUUAAUUCUGUCCGACUCCGUCCGUUGUUUUGAAAAUUUUUGAUCACUGGGGCGAUGUUUUGAUUUGUUUGUUGAUAAACACAAGCGCGCCAUCUCAUUGGUUGAAAAGUGGCUUGUGACCAGUUGGCCCUGUCCUUAAAUUCAGGGAUAUUCCAGACUGAUAUUUAGUCUUUGAACGUGUCAUAAUACCGGUAUCUGCCGUUCAGAUAUCCUAAACGAUAUCUCCUUUUUUAUUUGUCCUGUAGAUUGAGACUCUGAAACAGUUAAAAGUUUCCAAUCCCAAGGGAAGAUUUUGGAUAAAGGUAGAUGCCUUCGACAUCAAGGUUGCUUUGCAAGAGUCAGUAAAGGGUCAGUGGAAUGGCGACAUUGACUUGGGUGAUCAGACAGUAGCCCUGCUGCACCAAGAAUACCAGCAAAGAAAGUCUCUUUGUAAAGCCAGUGACCUUUUAUCAAGUAAAGACCAUCUCAUGGCACGGUUACAAAAGCUGCUUGAUUGUCUCUAUGUGGAUGUUACGUUCCUUGCUGAUGGUCUUUUUGCUGCUCAAGACGCAUAUACCAAGAAAUUUAAUGCCCCGAAUACAUCCCAAGAGUUGUUGAAGGCUCUUUGUUGGGAGAGGGUAGAAUUCAACAUGCUGUUGCAGCAAGCACAGUGUUUCAUUGAGAAAUAUGAAACAAUGAAAGCAUGUCUGUGCCAGCAAGCCCCAAGGGAGAAGGAUGUUGUCACAGCCUUACAAAAUGUUGAACAUGACGCUUUAACGUACCUCAGGAACGUAUUUGUCAAAAAGAGACAGCCUGGGACAACCCAUGUUCUUUUGUUGUUGGUGAGCAAUGAGCGGCGAAACAAGAAACCAUAUGCUCUGCCAGUUCAAUACAUCUUGACAAAAGCACCAAAGACCAGUAUGUCAGAGAUAUGGCUGAUGCCAUAAAGUCUAAAAUGAUGGAGUUGGAUUUAAAGCUAGUUGGUACGUUAGAUGAGAUUAUAUUCUUAUGUUUAAAGAUUAGCAAAGGGCUGUUAAAGUAGUUCUCAUCUAUUUGAACAUUGACACCUCAUUGCAGCAGAAUUAUUCCUUUUGUUGACUUAUCAUUCUUGUGUUAAAAUAUAUUGGUGGCGUUUUCCACUAAAUGCAGAAUGCAGCACUGUUUAUAUUUCACAAAAAUUAAGUGAAUGUUGGUUGAACAUUCUGGUAGGUGCUGUUAGUGAUGGCGAGUUUAACAGUCUCCGGACCCAGGGUUCAACUCGGCCACUACACAUAGCAGAUCAUCCAUGAUGCCAAGGAAAUUGUUAGUCGACAAAGUGAGAAGACAUUGUCUUCAAUGCUGAAAAAGACAGGAGGUAACUAAUAAAUAAAAGUGAAAGCAUAUGAUUCAUUGUUGUCAUUAUUGAUGUGGGAUAGUUAUUUUCUCACUUGGAAGUUUUUCAUUGUAGGCCAAUUAAACCAGUGCAAGUUAACACAACUGUUUACUUUAUUUUGGGGCAUUUUGCUCACUAUACAGUACUGAUUUUUUUGCAAAAUAGUUUGAUGUUGAAUACCGAGUGCUAAAUGUGUUAUAUCGCCACUGUUUCUUUAUUGGUAAAAAUCAUUACCCCUAAUUUUUCGGUCUCAGAAAACUUUGUUACCUUAUGAAAGGUCAUUUUACACACUUUGUAUCCUCCUUUUGACAAAGAAACAUUAGAUGGGCGUGGCAUCUCACAGCUUGAACGUUGCAAAAAAAAUUAUGCAAUGCUGAACUUAAUUUUAGAUGAGUGGAUGCCUUGGCAUAGGGAAGUUUAUGACUUCAGAUCCAUUGACAUCAACAGGUAUUUUGAAAAAUGAGGUAUAUUUCCUUUCAUGACUUUGUGGGUUUCUUCAGUCUUCCCACACUGGUUUUUACUACAUGUAUCUGUGUAGCAUUUGACAAUUACUGUCAUGUCCUAGGGUCCACAUAUUUCAUCUUUGAACUAAAUCGUAAGUGCACAUGUAUUUCUCCCUUGGAAUCCUUUACAUUUAAGCAAUAGAAAACGUUUUCCGUGUUUGCAUAGCCCGAUAUAAACACGAGAGGGGUUGGGAAAAUUCGAGAUAGUUAUGAAAACCUGAGACGAAGUUGAGGGUUUGCAUAACUGUCGAGUUUUGAACUCAAAAACUUUUUCAAAUUCGUGCUUGCGUGAUUAGUGCGAAAAGCAAAACAUCUUGAUGCCACAACCAUGUCUACAUAACUCUCAUGCAAACACUCCUCUCAGCCAAUCAAAGUGUGCAUACUAUCUCAUUAUUAUUUUAUUAAUCGUCACGGUGUAACUUGCUUGUUUGGUUUUUGUCUUUUUAGGCCUGUAAAGGAAAUAUGUGGCUUUUCACGUGAAACGGUUGUGCCUGUGACAACCAAUAUAGAAAGUAUGGAAUUUCGAAGGUGUCAGAACAAUGAGAUUGGAUAUGAGGAACAUCCAAGGGCAGGCUCAACGGAUGACGUAGAGGCCAUCAUUGCCUUUUUCCACAGGAUUCUUGGUGUUGUUUUCACUCUGAAGCAGUUUAAAUCAAGAUGGAGAAACAUUGUAAGGUGUGUGCACUGGUGUCAGUAUUUUUUUUUUUCAGUAAGUUUGUCCCUUCGGAAAUUUUCAAAAACAUUUGAAGAUUCACAUAACAUUGAAGGCUUUUUUUGACCCACUCGUUCAACUGUUGUAUUUUUGAUUACAGUAAGAUGUAAUACUAAUGUUGAACAUGUAGAAUGCUAACAAGCAACAUCAACACAUUUCAUCUGUAAUGCAUUUAAUUGUACAGAAAAAAAAGUCCAGUACAUGGCCAACAUUAUGCAAAGAGUGAACUUGGACUAAACAAUAAUGAUUACUUAUUUUGGCAACUUUUAGGGAGUUUACAAAGAGAAUGUUGCCAGACCUUCCAUUCUAUUAUUGUACCUUGAAUGAAAAGUUCAGAGAUGAGGAUCAGUCGACAUCCUUUGACCAGCUUCCUGAUGGGGUUGAAGACAACCAAGACCCGAAUUGUCAUCCACUGCGAUUACAUCACCUGCGCAUCAAUCGUAGAGAGGAUGCAUCCAUCAUUUGUGCAGGUCGUUCCUUUCUGCCUGCACGAAAUCAGACCAGCAUCCGGCAACAAAUACACCGACCACUGGCCCAACUCCCCGAUCCUAGAAGUAUGCCCUAA
Porites lobata is the source of this 5592-nucleotide messenger RNA. NCBI's taxonomy places the organism in Eukaryota, Metazoa, Cnidaria, Anthozoa, Scleractinia, Poritidae. The record is from the annotation of a GenBank genome assembly.